UAAAGUAUAUUUUAUUUACGAAUGUAGAGAUUGCGUUUGAAAAUUAAUGUUGCAGCAGUAAAUAGGUAGCAUAUUACACUUGGUUUCCUAAUAUUUAUGAUAAAUAAUAGAUUAUCUGAUAGUAAUAUAUUAUUAGUAAAAUGUUUAAAAAACGGGAUACCCAGGAGACCAGAGUGGAGGAGCUGCCAAGGACUGGAGCACUCAACGUCAAGACGAUCGAUGGCGGCUACUUGGGUCCCGGCGCUGAAGACGACCCCUUCUCUUACAGGAGCAAACGAGACAAGCGACGUCGGUCGUCAACUCUGAGCAACAUGAAUGCGGGCACGGAUGCCUGGGGCGACGACGGAGCCUCAAGCGUCACCUCGGCCGACGACAACGUUAAGAGGGAGAAGUGUUGUAACCCGGACUAUGGCAUAUGCGGUGGUUGCUGCUACCCUUUUUCAUGCCUCGGCUUCAGCAACAACCAGGGCCUGAUCCUGAUGGCCAUCGGCUUGCUGACCAUCUUAGCUGGCCUCAUCGUAGGCUUCGUGCUGCUAAUGACCAGUGUCUUGAACAACCGCCGGAUCUGCUACACACCCGAGUGUGUUGUUGCGGCUGGCGAGAUGAUCACAGCGAUGGACCGCAGCGUGGACCCGUGCGACGACUUCUACGAGUUCGCGUGUGGCGGGUGGAAGAGACACAAUCCUGUGCCUGCAGGCUCCAUGGGGUGGGACUCCUUCUCCAUCAACGCUGCCACCACCUACUUCUCCAUUAAAGAACUUUUGGAAGCAGAAUCAACGGUAGAAGAACCUGAAUUCGUGACUAAAACUAAAAAUUUCUACAGAGCUUGCGCCAAUGAAACGGCAUGGGAGAUUACUGGGGUAGAGCCUCUCUUAUACGAACUGGGCAAAGCUGGCGGCUUCCCUCUGAUCAACUCGUCGUGGUCACCUGACUCGUUCGACUGGCUGGACAGUGUUAUUCUUACCAGAGUGUUGUACGCUGCCGACUACAUCCUCAGCAUUGGGGUGUCGUACGACUCAAAGAACAGCUCCAACAAUGUCAUUCAUUUGGGAGAAGGCUACCUACCUUCGCCUCGGGAAUAUAUUUUAUCGAACGAGACUCGAUACCGAAACAUGGAACUACAACGAAUAUUUUCGUUAGCUAACACAUUAGGCAACGCCAUGCCUGGCACUGCAGGACUCAACCAGAGUUCCGUGGAGCCGGUGUUACUAAACGUCUCUGAUAUCAAUUCAAAUAAUUCCACAACAAUAACAACGAGCGCUCCUGUUCAGACGGAGCUGCCAUUAUCAACCGAGCCUGUCACUACCACGUCUCCAAACUCAAGAAAAAUGAACCCGCGUGAAAUGCAAGACGAGGAAGAUGAAGUUCUCAAGCUCUUCCUCGAGACGUCAAAACACAAUAAAAAGAUGCAAGUGGAGCGCAGUGGAGCCAUCAUUACUCUGGACGGAAUAGCCACUGAUAUUAGCAGAGUGAAACUGCCACCCGUUGCUAGGGAUGAAGAACAAAGUGCGAGUGCAGCUACACAAGCGAGAGCUCAAGAAAUGCAGAGUGACAACAUUACUGCACUUUAUGACUUCAUCUACAAACUGGCAAAGUUAACCAAAGGAGGAGCGGACCUCAACGAUCUGUACGCACAGUACAACCCCAUGACCAUUGAGGAACUUCAGAGGAAAACUGAUGCGAUGGGCAACUCAGCUGCCAAGGUUAACUGGCUGUCGCUCUUCAAUAAGAUAUUCGGAGUUGCCAACAUCACAGUGACCGCCAAGGAGAGGAUAAUCGUCACUAAUCCUGACUACAUCUAUGGCGUCUUGAAGCUCAUAAAAGUGACUCCUAAGCAUGUGAUCGCGAACUUCCUGAGCUACAUGCUGGCGCUGAACCUGGGCGAGGAGUCGGACGCUGGCUUCCAGGGAGCAAUCCAUUCAUCCUUCCCAGUGUCUCAGAGGAACUCUAGGACUCGGCAUAUUGGAAGGCAAGAAAUAAGGCCGUGGUACGACUGCGCCUCUAAAGCCAACUCUCUCAUCACAGAGGCCGUCUCAUACCUCUACUUGAAGCAAUAUUUCUUGCCCGCCACGAGAGAAAAGGCGGCAGAGAUGAUGUCAGAUGUCCACGACGCGUUCAGGUCUUUGCUCAAGGACAACACUUGGAUGGAUGAUGAGACUAAAAAAGACGGACUCCGGAAAGUCGACGAUAUGGUUCAACUUGUGGGCUCCGGCAAGAACACAACCAACGUCACGGCGCUGAUCGAGCUGUACAAAGACUUGCCCGACUUCGGAGACAAUCACUUCGAGAACAUCCUGAUGAUCGCCCGCUAUCUGAGCGUCGGGUCCCUGGCUUACCUCAGGGACAGUCCCAGCAGAGAGGCUUUCGGCAUGAGUCCUGUAGCCAUCAACGCAGCCUACAGUUUUGGCCAGAAUGCCAUGAUUAUCCCUGCCGGAAUUCUUCAGCCGCCGUUUUAUCGAAGAAAUACGUUCACAGCCCUGAACUACGGAGCAAUUGGUGUUGUCAUCGGGCACGAAGUGUCCCAUGGAUUCGAUAAUUCGGGCAAAGAAGUCGAUGCUCAAGGCAACCUGCGGCCAUGGUGGUCUGAAUCUUCGCUCAAAACCUACUCGGCAAAAGCCAAGUGUUUCUCUGAUCAGUACAGUCAGUACCCACUGGAAACUGACCUUCAGGGCGAAGAGAUUGCUUUGAUGGGCUAUAAGGUAGACGGCAACGCUACGCUUGGGGAGAAUAUUGCUGACAACGGGGGCAUCCAGGCCGCAUACAAAGCUUACCAGAGGCGCGUUGCCUUGACUCGUGAGUACUACAAACUACCGGGGCUGGAGGAGUACAGCAACGAGCAGCUCUUCUUCAUCAGCUUCGGCCAGAUGUGGUGCACAAGCUUCACCCUUCAAGGGCUGAAAGGGGCCAUCUUGGUAGGACCUCAUGCCCCGGGACCCAUGAGGGUGAAGGGAACCUUUCACAACACCCAGCAGAUGAGGGAUGCCUUCAACUGCCCUAGUAAAUCCGAAAAUGAAAAUCAGCAAACUUGUCGAGUUUGGUGAGAGUGGAAGUUAUUUUUGCCAACGAUUCUCUUUGUCUCCAUGACAACAAUAGCAGCUAUAUGGAAAAGCCUUGAAAUGAAUUCGCAUUCAAGCUCUGAAGCUUCGAAGUUUUUGGACGUCCAAUGAUAACUGCCUCUGUAAGAGUCGUGAAAAAAGCGCAAUCGUCAAGCCAAAAUCAAGUAAACAUUCAAAAAGUAUAACCACGGAAUUUAGAGUUGAGCUUUAACAUUGCGUUGUCCAAUACUUUGAUUCACUAAGCGACUAACGUUGAAAAAUUGUUUUAACUCGUGUAUGGCUUGUAUCGACUAUAGAGAUUUUAAAGGUACAACACAUCAGUGAUAGAUCACAUUUAUUCUGUGUGCCGGUGGAAUCUCAGACGAAGGUGCUUAAUUAUUCAUGUCAAAUAACCCUAAAUACCAGAUGCCUAAUUUUAUUGAGCAUUUUUAUUGUACAUCGCUAUGUACAUUAGAUUCUCGAGAAAAACUAUUUCAGUUACUUUACGUUUGACGUAGAGUAAUGGUCAUCUAUACAAGAAGAAUCAACUUCCAAGUUAUUAUCUCAUUAAGUUCUAGUUAUUAUCUCAUUACAUCCUAAUUAUUAUCUCAUUAGGCGUAUAAUUAUGCCAGUUUAACUGCCCGUUUCUAAUGGGUUUUGCUGUAACUCACGGCUAGUUUAUUUGGAUCGCCGAGAAAGAGUAUUUCAUUAACUAGAAUUCAUUCUGUAUUAGACGUUGAAAAUUUUUUUUUACUAUUAAGGGUUAGUUAUUGCAUUUGAUAAGAGAUUAAGUAUUUAUUUAAUGCCAAAUUAACUCGACGUACCGAAAUAUUACAGACUUUAAUCUUCACAUUGACGAGAGAUAAGGAAUGAAUGAUCUAAUAUAUUCUUAUAACCAGCUUGUGUAAAUUAUAAAUAAAUACCUUAUUC
Messenger RNA from Hyalella azteca, 3965 nucleotides. Its product is annotated as endothelin-converting enzyme 1. Gene Ontology annotation, biological process: protein processing. The transcript is spliced from 23 exons. The record is from RefSeq and is a predicted model, not a curated record. Lineage: Eukaryota; Metazoa; Arthropoda; Malacostraca; Amphipoda; Hyalellidae. Gene Ontology annotation, molecular function: metalloendopeptidase activity. Gene Ontology annotation, cellular component: plasma membrane. Bases 141 to 3041 code for a protein of 966 amino acids.